UUUACAGGAGGUAUGUGUCAUUUUUCUUUAAAUGAACUGGAGAGAAAAAUGAAAAAAAUAUCAACGGUUCAAUCAACAGACCAAGCUCAUUGCUAUUCGUCUUCUACCUCUCUCUCAUGGCGCUCCAGCUUGCUAUCACUAUCUCAAGCUUCAACCAUCUUCCACGAAGAAUUCAGGGCAAGUGCGCACUGCAAUGUGGUGCAAAGGAAACUGCAAAGUACUCCAUUGUCAAAACCGAAGGAUCUCUGUGAAGAUGUUUUUUCUUUGUCAAAGGCUUGCACCAGUGUUCCAAUUAGAUGCACAAUGUUCACAAGUGCUGUCUUAGCAAAUUUGGUUGCAACACAUGCUGCAGAUGCUGUGACCAUGGAAAACAUGAUGGAUUUUUCUAGUGCUGUCUAUACUUUAGCUGAUGGAAGCGUUGGAGAUAUUUUUGGUGGCCUUCUGUAUUCUGCUGGUCAACAAGCUAAUGAAGCUGUUCAGGGCCAGUUGACUGCUCUUAGUUUCACCAGUGUGGCCACUAUUUUUGGUGCAGGGCUUGUAACUAGUCUUUCACCUUGUACACUCAGUGUGCUGCCUCUCACCCUUGGUUAUAUUGGGGCUUUUGGCUCUGGGAAAAGCAGAGUAGCGGUUGUUGGGGAUUCAAUUGCAUUUGCCCUGGGAUUGGCAACCACGCUAGCACUGCUGGGCAUUGCAGCUGCAUUUGCUGGAAAGGCAUAUGGGCAAAUAGGACAAGGGCUGCCUGUGGCUGCUUCUUUUUUAGCUAUUGUUAUGGGUUUAAACCUGUUAGAGGUAAUAGAGUUACAACUUCCCUCAUUUUUCGACAACUUUGAUCCUCGAUCAGCAGCGGCUAGCUUUCCUUCAAGUGUUCAAGCUUAUUUGGCUGGUCUUACAUUUGCCUUAGCUGCAUCACCAUGCAGUACACCAGUACUAGCAACCUUGCUCGGCUAUGUAGCUACUUCUCGGGAUCCAAUUAUUGGGGGCAGCUUGCUAUUGACAUACACAACUGGCUAUGUUACUCCCUUACUACUUGCUGCCUCUUUUGCUGGAGCAUUGCAGAGUAUACUUUCAUUCCGCAAGUUCUCAGCAUGGAUCAAUCCAGUCAGUGGUGCGCUACUAUUAGGUGGGGGUGUCUAUACCUUUCUCGACAAGCUUUUUCCAGUGACAAUGGCUAUGUAGGCUAAUCAGCUAUUCAAAUAGCAACAGCUGGAAUGGGGAUGAGCUUUACCUGCUUCUUCUUACUGUUUGAGUUGCUUAUGCUCAGGCAAAGCAUCAUUGAGUUACAUAGAGCAAAGUUUCAAAUGAAUGAGCAAGCAAAGGUACGAUGUAUAUGUGGGAUCUGUAACUUUAACUCCUACAACAAGUUGUAGAAGGUAGAAAAUGUUGAUUGAUACGUAUUGGAUGCACUUCAGUUAGAAUUAAGGAACAAUAGGAUCAUAUAUGUAUGAGAACGUAUAGCUUUUGUGUAAAGAUAAUGUUGUAUGAUCAAUAGAACCUUUAUUUCAAUGCAUGGAUGGCUUCUGAUAA
This is a messenger RNA of Nicotiana tabacum (common tobacco), 1524 nucleotides long. Its product is annotated as cytochrome c-type biogenesis ccda-like chloroplastic protein. The record is from RefSeq and is a predicted model, not a curated record. Gene Ontology annotation, cellular component: membrane. Lineage: Eukaryota; Viridiplantae; Streptophyta; Magnoliopsida; Solanales; Solanaceae. Gene Ontology annotation, biological process: cytochrome complex assembly.